Lotus japonicus is the source of this 4083-nucleotide messenger RNA. RefSeq names its product LRR receptor-like serine/threonine-protein kinase GHR1. Gene Ontology annotation, biological process: protein phosphorylation. Gene Ontology annotation, molecular function: ATP binding; protein kinase activity; protein binding. The transcript has 6 exons. The record is from RefSeq and is a predicted model, not a curated record. Bases 614 to 3802 code for a protein of 1062 amino acids. Lineage: Eukaryota; Viridiplantae; Streptophyta; Magnoliopsida; Fabales; Fabaceae.
AUUUACUGUUUUAGCAAUUUCAUUUCUUCAUUUUGGGUUGUAAAAAGAUCUCCACGCUUCAAUCAAAGCUUUUAGGACCAAAAAAUAAUUUUCAUGGGUCCCUUCACCUUUAUUGCAGCAUGGAUGUCAAAUUGGGAUGAUACUUGAGGGUAGGGAUUUCUUCUGCAGUCUACAUUGUACCUAAAAGAAUUUAUUUUUGGUACAGCUAAUGGUUGUUGCUUUUCAAGCUAUACUGCAUUUCAAGAUUAUGUUUUUUUAAGGACAAGGAAUCUCUUGGAGCUUCUGGUUUCCCAAUAUUUGGCUGUGGUUUAGCAUAAGUUUAGGUCACUUGUGGUUUUGAAGACAGCUCUUAGGUUCUUUGGGUUUUGACUGUAAGUAAGUCCUUCACUUAGUGUAGAUUGAGGAGCUUGAGGAUCCAACUCUCUUCUUUUAGGGGAUUGAACUUGCUUCUAUUUUAAAUUGGUGGUAUCUUGGGAAUCUAAUUUGUACUAUUUGUUGGCUGGUGUCAAAGGUAGUUGAUGUCCUUCUGAAGUAGAAGAGUGAGAGCUCACUUUUUGUCUUCACUUGAGUGUGAACUACACAUAAGUAUACCUUAAUUUGUUUAUAGAAGACUAUGAAGCUCUUUAGGCUUUUAGUGUUAUCUUUAUCUUUCUUAUCAGUUGUGGGGCAGCUUCCUUCCCAGGACAUUCUAACAUUGCUGGAAUUUAAGAAAUGUAUCAAGCAUGACCCUACUGGUUAUGUCCUCAAUUCCUGGAAUGAGGAAUCCAUUGACUUUGAUGGAUGCCCCUCUUCAUGGAAUGGAGUUUUGUGUAAUGGUGGUAAUGUUGCUGGGGUUGUCCUUGAUAACAUGGGUCUCUCCGCUGAUGCUGACUUAAGUGUUUUUUCAAACCUCACAAAGCUUGUGAAACUCUCCAUGUCGAACAAUUUCAUGUCAGGAAAACUACCUGACAAUGCUGCUGAUUUCAAAAGCCUUGAAUUCCUGGAUAUCUCCAAUAACCUCUUUUCCUCACCUUUACCACCGGAAAUUGGUAACUUUGGUAGCUUGCAGAAUCUGUCAUUAGCCGGGAACAACUUCUCUGGCCGAAUUCCUAACUCCAUUUCAGACAUGGCUUCUAUCAAAUCUCUCGACUUGAGCCGCAACUCCUUGUCUGGAGCCCUGCCAGCAUCAUUGACUAAGCUGAAUAAUCUUGUAUCUCUUAACUUGUCUCAUAAUGGCUUCACUGGAAAAAUUCCCAAAGGUUUUGACAAGAUCUCUACCCUUGAAAAGCUUGACUUGCAUGGGAAUAUGCUUGAUGGUCCUUUAGAUGUUGGAUUUAUGUUUUUAUCAAGUGUCAGCUAUGUUGAUUUCAGUGAUAACAUGCUAUCAAAUUCUGAUUCCCGGAAGCAGGAGUUUCUACCACGAAUAUCGGAAAGUAUUAAGCAUCUGAAUUUAAGCCACAACCAGCUUACUGGGUCAUUGGUUGGUGGAGCUGAGCAAUCCAUUUUCCAAAACUUGAAGGUUUUGGACCUCAGCUACAAUCAGAUGAAUGGAGAGUUGCCUGGGUUUGAUUUUGUUUAUGAUCUCCAGGUCUUAAAGCUUAGCAACAACAAGUUUUCAGGAUUUAUUCCCAAUGGCCUGCUAAAAGGAGACUCUCUGGUUUUAACUGAACUGGAUUUGAGUGCCAACAAUCUCUCAGGGCCUUUAGGUAUGAUUACAUCUACAACACUUGGUGUUCUUAAUCUCUCGUCAAAUGGGUUCACUGGUGAGCUGCCGCCUCUGACUGGAAGCUGUGCUGUACUUGAUCUGUCAAAUAACAAAUUUGAAGGAAAUCUAUCCAGGAUGUUGAAAUGGGGGAAUAUAGAAUUUCUUGAUCUCAGCGGGAAUCAUUUGACAGGGGCCAUCCCUGAGGUAACUCCUCAAUUUCUGAGGUUAAAUUAUUUGAAUCUAUCCCAUAAUUCUAUUAGCAGCUCCCUCCCAAGAGUCUUAGCACAGUAUCCAAAGCUUAGCGUGCUUGAUAUCAGUUCCAACCAGUUAGAUGGUCUACUUCUAGCUGAUCUGCUCGCAAUGCAGACAUUGCAAGAGCUCCAUCUUGAAAAUAACAUGAUCUCUGGUGGCAUCAACUUAUCAUCUUCUUCUGGCCAAUCACAUCUUCAAAUUCUCGAUCUUUCCCACAAUCAGCUUAACAGUUAUUUCCCUGAUGAGUUUGGGUCAUUGACUGACCUGAGAGUGCUCAAUAUUGCUGGAAAUAAUUUCUCCGGUUCUCUUCCAACAAGCAUUUCUGACAUGAGUUUUCUUGAUUCUCUCGAUAUAUCAGAGAAUCAUUUUACUGGUUCUCUACCAAAUAACAUGCCAAAGGGACUCAAGAACUUCAAUGCUUCACAAAAUGAUCUGUCUGGAGUUGUCCCAGAAAUUCUUAGAAACUUUUCUAGUUCUUCUUUCUUUCCUGGGAAUACUAAGCUACGUUUUCCAAAUGGUCCUCCUGGAUCAACUAUUUCACCUGCUGAAAGUUCCAAGAGAAAGUCUAUGACCACUGUCGUCAAAGUAAUAAUUAUAGUAUCAUGUGUGGUUGCUCUCAUCAUAUUAAUCUUGCUGGCUGUCUUCAUACACUACAUACGCAUGUCAAGAUCUCCACCAGAAUAUGAUACAAGUAAGGAUAUCCGUGCGCGUCCCCAACCGGUUAUCUCUGGCCCAAUUCGCGCUUCGGACCGGGGAGGUGCUUUGGUUGUAUCAGCUGAGGACCUUGUCAGUUCACGUAAAGGGUCACCGUCAGCGGAAAUCAGCCCCGAUGAAAAAACAGCAGCUGUAACCGGGUUCUCACCAUCAAAACACAGCCACAUUUCAUGGUCACCAGAAUCUGGUGAUUCCUAUACUGCUGAUAGUCUUGCAAGGUUAGAUACAAGAUCACCAGAUAGGUUGAUUGGGGAGCUACAUUUUCUGGAUGAUACGAUAUCAUUGACGCCCAAGGAGCUCUCAAGGGCCCCAGCUGAAGUUUUGGGCAGAAGUAGUCAUGGUACUUCUUACAAAGCAACUCUGGACAAUGGUAUAUUGUUGAGAGUGAAGUGGUUGAGAGAAGGGGUGGCUAAACAGAGGAAAGAAUUUGUUAAAGAGAUCAAAAAAUUUGCGAACAUCAGGCAUCCAAAUGUCGUCGGAUUGAGAGGAUACUAUUGGGGUCCUACACAGCAUGAGAAGCUUAUUCUUUCAGAUUACAUUUCACCAGGAAGUCUUGCAAGUUUUCUUUAUGAUCGACCAGGGAGGAAAGGCCCCCUAACCUGGGCCCAAAGGCUCAAAUUAGCAGUUGAUGUAGCACGUGGCCUGAACUAUCUCCAUUUCGAUCGUGCUGUUCCCCAUGGGAACCUUAAAGCCACCAAUGUGUUGUUAGAUACACCCGAUAUGAAUGCACGUGUCUCUGAUUACUGCCUUCACCGGCUCAUGACUCAAGCUGGUACCAUGGAGCAGAUUCUUGAUGCUGGGGUCUUGGGUUACCGCGCACCAGAGCUAGCUGCUUCCAAGAAGCCAAUGCCCUCCUUCAAGUCUGAUGUGUAUGCUUUUGGGGUGAUACUUUUGGAACUUCUAACUGGAAGAUGUGCUGGUGAUGUGGUAUCCGGUGAAGACGGAGGUGUGGAUCUUACAGAUUGGAUAAGGUUGCGCGUAUCUGAAGGUCGAGGCUCAGAAUGUUUUGAUGCUAUCUUGAUGCCAGAAAUGAGCAAUUCAGUUGUAGAAAAGGGGAUGAAGGAGGUCCUAGGAAUAGCGAUUCGAUGCAUUCGAUCAGUUUCAGAAAGACCUGGCAUCAAGACUAUAUAUGAAGAUCUUUCUUCUAUAUAGUUUGCUCUUGCUAACAACUUGAACUCUGACAUGUUAUGGGAAUCAAUGUCUCAUUGGCAACCUGUGUUUGUUCAGAGCUUGGCUUUUUAACAUGUUUGUAAUUGUAUUGACCAUUUUUUUCAUGUAAAAAUGGGGCAUAUUGGAAAAGCAGAUACAUGGCUAGUACAUGAUGGUGAUGACCAUCUAAUUUUGUCUUAAAGUAGUAUGUGUUAUGAAAUCUGAAUCAUUUUGGUUGAUUUCAUUCAUUGCUGUACUAUGGCUAGCAUUACUUGUUUGCCCUA